Molecule: messenger RNA, 2604 nt
Organism: Closterium sp. Yama58-4
Lineage: Eukaryota; Viridiplantae; Streptophyta; Zygnematophyceae; Desmidiales; Closteriaceae
Source: the annotation of a GenBank genome assembly
AUGGUCACCUCCUGGUGUCAAUCAUUCUCAUUCCCCUGUCUUCGUUCCUCCUCGCCUCUCGUCGUCUCCGCGCACCACAGCAGAUGGGCGCGGCGGUGUGGGGCGGCGGCAGAGAGCCGGAAACCACACGGUUGCGAGGGGAGCGCCAGCUGGAAUGAGCGGCGCGAUCUGCCGCACGCGCAACGCCCCUCGCGCGCCACCCGCGCUGCACCGUCCCCGCUCCUGCUACUACCAGCGCUUCUGGCGCUGCUGGCUCUGACCCCCGCGCUCGCAGCCCCGCUUGGCGGCGCGCGGACGGUCAGGCUAGAGCGAGCGGAGUCCCAGUGGGAGGGGUGGCGGCACGGUAAAGGAGGGGCGCCGGGCCAUGGUGCGGGGGUGCGCAAGCGCCUGUACGUUCUGCCCGCCGAGUCCAACGCGCCCCGACCGCAUGCCGCGGCGACAGCGGCUCCCCCCGCGACCAACAACAGCGGUGCAUCCUCCGCUCCCGCCAGGCCUGAUAGUGGUGGCACGGAUGCGGGUGCGGGAGCAGCAGGAGCGGCAAAGGCGGCGGCAAUUCCGGAUGAGAGGGCGAGCUUGCUGCCAUGUCCCAUGGUCACCGGCAGCACGCAGGGGGGAACCGACGGGAGUGGCGGGCUUGGCGGUGUGCUGAGCCUGCUGAGGGUGGUGCAGGCGGGUGACGGCGGGUGGGACGAGGGGGAUGAGGCGGCAGGGCAGCGCGGCAGCUUAUCGCGCGUGGACCCAAUGGACGGGUUCAGGCGCUACCGAGGCCCCUACAACGUCACCGACGUGCACUACUGGGCGUCCGCAGCGUUCACUGGGUGGUGGGCGGCAGCAGUUGGCGUUAUCCUGGCGGCGGUGGGAGUGGCAGUGUACGCGAGUGCAUCGUUCCGCCCCAUAGCACAGCACACCAGGGACACCGUCAUCACCUCCAUCGCUGCCGCCAUCACCAAGCUGGACCACAUGUCGGACACGCUGACAGCAGCAUAUGCGGUGUUCAACCGCACCCUUUCCGACCCCAACCUGCUGCUGCCCGCCCAGCCACCGCCACCGCAGGCGCAGCAGGCGCAGGAGCAGCAGGGCUCUGGCGCAGGGAGCAGCGUGCAGGGAGGCAACGCAGGUGGUGCGGGCAGCAGCGAGGGCAGCACGAGCAGUGGAGGUGGUGUUUACAGCGGCAGCAAUGGUGGUCCCUGUGCUAGUGCCUCCAAUGCUGCUGCUGGUAGCAGCACUGGCAAUGGCUCGGGGACGGGAGCAGCAGGGGGGUCGCAGCAAAGCUUGGGGGAUGCAGUGGGGCGCGUGGGGGGAGAGGGCAGCGGCAACAGCAGUGGCAAUGGCAGCAUGGACGCGGCAUCGAUCCUGGGGUUUGCUCGGCGCGCUCUGGUGUCCGUGCACACCCUGCAGCGGCAGGCGCACGAGCUGGAGGGCACGGUGGACCGCGUGGCGCACAGGGCCUACUCCAUCACCACCACCACCCUCAUAUCGCUCAUGGCUGUUUCCUGCCUGCUGCUGCUGCUCGCUGCUGUCUCCGCUCUGGUGUCAUGGAGAAUUGGGCGGCGCUGCCUGCCCGUGCACCUCUUGUGCAUGGCUGUGCUGCUCGCCCUGCUGCUGCUCGCGUGGCUGCUUGCGGCCGUCUUCUCCUCAGCCCGCGUCAUGCUGCGCGACUCUUGUGCCCAGAUGGCUCUCUACGCCGCCACCCCCGCCGCCUCCACCCUCGCGCCGCUGCUGCCCUGCAUCAACCCGCGUGCAGCACGCAUUGCGAGGGUGAACGCGGCGCGCGGGGCGAACCAGCUGGUGGGGUUUGCGAACGCGCAGAUCGAGAGCGGCAACGCGGCGCUGGGCGGGCUCGCGCGCAUGCUGCGCUCCGCCGGGCUCCUGGAAUCCAGCGCUGCGGGGGGACGCGAUGCCAGUGCCGCGCCUGGUGGCGGAAUGGCUGUGGCGAGCAGUGCGGUGGAAGGGGCAGGAGGGGCUGCGCGCGCAGGGGGCCUCAGAGGGCGCGGGUCGAGCAUGGGAAUGGUUAGCAGCAGCGUUGCGGGGACGGGUUCAGUAGGAGGGAAUGGUGAAGCUGCUGUGCCUGACGCUGUGGCACGCACAGAGCAGAGCAGCACCGCCUUUAGCCCUGGCAGCAACAGCAGCAGCAGCAAUGAUGGGGACCGUGUGAUUCCACUGCUGUGCCCGGUGUUCAACGAGAGCAGCAACCUCGCUCCUGCUCUGUGCCCUGCCGGAUACGGCUCUGUGCGUUCCUUUGAACAGGACUAUGCCGCGUACCACUGCGAGUCUGACAACCCUGUGAUCUGUGUGCGGCGAGGCACGCCCAUCCCCAACUCCUCCUAUUACCUGCUUGCCGAUGCUGCGGCUGCCACGGCAAGUGUGGCUGACCUGGUGCCGGACAUGUACGACCUUGCCACGUGUCAAUUCCUCGUUGACCUCUUCCAAGACCUCUCCUCCAGCCCGCAAGGCUGCUAUGGAGCCAAGAGCAAGGUGCAAUUGGAGUGGGUGGCGUUUAUUCUGUUUGGGGUCGCUCUCGCCAUGCUGGCGCUGGCGUGUAUCAUAGCUUUGUACAGUUACCGUAAGAGGGAGGGGUGUGGGAAGGAUGUGACGGGUCAAUGA